GGGGCGGCGGAGCGGCGGCGGCGGCGGCGGCGGUGGCUGUGGCGCCGGCACCGGCCCUGAGCGCCAUGCUGCGCGGCAGCCCGGAGCGGGAGCUGGCGGCCAGCUGGGAGGCGGACGCGGCGGCGGCGGCGGCGGCCAAGUCGCAGGCCGCCGAGGCGGAGGAGCAGCUGGGCGUGGACGCGGGCGCGGCCGGGGAGCCCGAGCGCCCGGCGCGGGAGGAGCAGCCCAAGGCCGCGGGCCCGGCUCCGGUCCCGGCGCGACCCCGCGCGGCCGAGGAAGGCGAUGCCCGCCCCGCCCGGCGGCCGCCGCCCGCGCCGCCCCUGAUCCCCCCGAGGCCGGCGCGGACCCUGUGCCACCUCGUGAAGGCCCGGAGUCGCGGCCGCGGCUACCGGCGCGGCUCGGGCUCGCUGCGGCCGGUCACCGUGGACAGCUCCAAGGCCCGCACGUCCCUGGACGCGCUGAAGAUCAGCCUUCGGCAGCUCAGGUGGAAGGAGUUCCCAUUUGGCCGGCGCCUGCCUUGUGACAUCUACUGGCAUGGAGUUUCAUUUCACGACAAUGACAUACUCUCCGGUCAAGUGAACAAGUUUCCAGGAAUGACGGAGAUGGUGCGGAAAAUCACUCUGAGCAGAGCGCUGAGGAUCAUGCAGAACCUGUUUCCCGAGGAGUACAACUUCUACCCUCGCUCGUGGAUUCUGCCUGACGAGUUCCAGCUCUUCGUCGCUCAGGUCCGGAUGGUGAAAGAUGGUGAUCGGUCCUGGAAGCCCACUUUUAUUGUGAAACCAGAUGGUGGUUGUCAGGGCGAUGGAAUCUACCUCAUUAAAGAUCCCAGUGACGUCCGCCUGACUGGGACCCUCCAGAGCAGGCCGGCAGUGGUCCAGGAGUACAUCUGUAAGCCUCUCCUUAUCGACAAACUCAAGUUCGACAUCCGCCUGUAUGUCCUGCUCAAGUCCUUGGACCCGUUGGAGAUUUAUAUAGCCAAAGAUGGACUGUCUAGAUUUUGUACAGAGCCAUAUCAAGAGCCAAACUCCCAGAAUCUGCACCAUGUCUUCAUGCACCUGACCAACUACUCACUGAACAUCCACAGUGGCAAGUUCAUCCACUCUGACAGUGCCAGCACAGGCAGCAAGAGGACGUUCUCUAGCAUUCUUUGUAAACUCUCUUCCAAAGGUGUGGACAUCAAGAAGGUCUGGUCUGAUAUCAUCUCCUUGGUGAUCAAGACUGUCAUCGCCCUGACCCCGGAACUCAAAGUUUUCUACCAGUCAGACAUCCCUACAGGGAGGCCGGGGCCCACCUGCUUCCAGAUUCUAGGCUUUGACAUUCUUCUGAUGAAAAACCUGAAGCCCAUGCUACUAGAAGUGAAUGCAAACCCCAGCAUGAGAAUUGAGCAUGAGUACGAACUCUCUCCAGGGGUGUUUGAAAAUAUCCCAAGCCUGGUGGAUGAAGAGGUGAAGGUGGCCGUGAUCAGAGACACACUGCGCCUCAUGGACCCUCUGAAGAAGAAAAAGGAGAAGCACUUUCCAGAUAUCUGUAUGGACAGAAAACACAGAGUCCCUCCAGUUUCUGACAGAAUGUCUUCAUCGAAGCUUAAGGGCUCCUCGCUUUCCGUAGCCAGGUCUCAGCAUCCUGAGAACCCUUUCCCCGGGAAGGAAGAUCCGGGCUGUGAGCUGACCGGUGAUCCCGACUCCAACCCUGAAGCCCACCUGCCCUCCAUUUGCCUCAAGCAGGUGUUCCCCAAGUAUGCCAAGCAGUUCAACUACCUGCGCCUGGUAGACAGGAUGGCCAAUUUGUUUAUCCGAUUCCUGGGAAUCAAGGGGACAAUGAAGUUGGGACCAACUGGCUUUCGGACCUUCAUAAGGAACUGUAAGCUGAGUAGCAGCAGCCUGUCCAUGGCCGCAGUGGAUAUCCUCUACAUCGACAUCACAAGGAGAUGGAACUCCGUGACCCUGGACCAGCGGGACUCAGGGAUGUGUCUGCAGGCAUUUGUUGAAGCUUUCUUCUUCCUGGCCCAGAGGAAGUUCAAGAUGUUGCCUCUGCAUGAGCAGGUGGCCUCCUUGAUCGACCUGUGUGAAUACCACCUAUCCCUGCUGGAUGAAAAGCGCUUGGUGUGUGGCCGGAGUCGUCGCCCCCAAAGUAGUCCUCCCCAGGAGGUCAACCCCACAACCCAGCCAGCUGCAGGCAGCCCUGCACCCCGCAUGAUCGGUGCUAACAAGCUGUCGCACUCUAGACACGCUCUGUCCUGAAGACCACCCUGCCCUCCUGGAAGACGGUGCCCUCUUAGGGGCUGAGAACCCUGGGCUCCCCCGAGCUGUGGGAGCCUCUAGGGCUCUCUAGCUGCAGUGGCCGGGAUCCUCUGUGUUCAGCACUCUCGACUCACACGGCCAGUUCUUGCCCGCCCUUCUCCCAGCACCUUACGGUGGGUGAACCACCCUGCUGUGAGCCAUCAGGGGACAUCUGACAUUCGAGAUGUGACAGAUGGCACCUACUGUUGUGGGUUCCUGCGGAGCACCACCCGGAGAAGUUCUGCUGUGCUUGGGGCUGAAGGGGAGUGGAGGGUGGAGGAAAGGACAGACCAUCUCAAAGCAAGGAACUGUGGGUCCGAGGUCAAACCUAGGGUCUGCUGGGGCCUCUGAGAGCCUGCUGGUCAGAGCUCAGUAUCACAGCAUCUCUUUCCUUCGACCCAUUUUCUGAAAGAAGUAGAAAUAUCAAGAUGGUGGACACCCCAAUCAUGUGUUACAUGGGUGUACUUAACAGAUUAACCUCACUUAUUUCAUUAACUUGCCUGUUGCUUCAAUGUUUGAUUUAUCACUAAUUAAGAGAUAACAGGUUUCUCAGUCUCCUCGUCCAGGCUCCAGGGCCCCUGCAAAGGUGGGGCACUGACCCCAUGGCCAAGAGCCACUGGGUACCCAGCCAGCACUGUGCUGUCAGCCCUGAGUGAGGAGAGGGGUUCAGAGGGAAGGAUGUGUGUGGAGCGCAUGGGGCUCUGUAGUGAUGGAUAGGGGAGCUCAUUACGGACAAGCUGGCCCCCACCCCAAGACUGUUGGAUAGAAUUUUGGGGCCACUCUGCUGUGAGAGUGAACACUAGGAGACUUCUGCCCCACUCCCAUUUCCCAGAGGCACCUCUGUCUGUACUCACUUUGGUGAGCAGCCCCUUGCUUUUUGGAAUGAAAGCAGUGCAGACGCUCCUCCCUCCUGCAAGCCAGGCAGCCAGAGAGCCCAGGCAGGUCCGGGACCUCUGCUGAGGGCUGCAUGCUCUGUGACCGGCUGUGGCCUAAGUCCCUUCUGUAGAGGCCCCUUGAGAACCAUCCCAGCCUGCAGACAGGGCUCAGUUUGGAGGCUGGGCCGUGACCAGCGUAGGCAGGAGCCACAAGGACACAGGAUUCCACAGGAUUCCAUGGCGCUGUUUAAAUGCUGGUCCUACCAGAUGCCCAUCCUGUCCCCACCCCUGGCUUCAGGGCCUCCUGAAGCCUCGUGCUUCCCCACACAACCCUCCUGGCAGCAGGGGUGGGGGCUGUGUGUUUCCCCUUCUAUUCCCCAGAGAACUCUGUCUUCUUCAGACUUCAGCAGGUCUCUCCCAGUUAGAGCCACACCUCUGCCCCCACACCCCUUGGUUCCUCCCUCCCUCCCUAACUUCCUGGAGGGAGCAAGAACACCAAAGGACCCUCAAAUCCCUGCUGAAAGGGCCCCCAGUCAAGGACCUUUUGAUUACCCCCCUUCCUUCCCCAGGAGCCACAAGGUACCCCAGCGCUGGCCUUGACCUCUAGCUUCCGAGAACUCUUAGACUCUGUUGUCAGGAAACAGUGAGUCCUUUCUUCACUGGCGGGGAGACCCUGGCAGGCCACUACUUCCGACUUCCCACCCCGCCCUUGACACUACCUCCACCAGGUCCAGUCAGAUCCCUCUGGUCAACAGAAACAACUCCCUCCGCGGGCGGUUCAGUUCUAGAGCCCCGCUGCCUCCCAUUCCCUCGGCCUCCCAGAACGAAGAUCUCCGCAUGUCUGUCCAGGAGUGCAGAAAGCCCUUUGUCAUGCUUACGCUUACCUGGGGGAAGCCAGCUGUGACUUCAAGGCCAGAGGCGCUUGUUGAAGUGACAGGAAGCUGGGCAGUUCUAGGUGAGGAGACAUGCGCCCUCUCUCCAUAUGCUGGGGACACCCUCACAAAUCUCAGCUUUCUAAGCUGCGCUGAGCUGACUGGCUGAACAUCCUCGAUUCUCAAUUGGCUGAUCCCUUCCCCAAGCAUGGUAGCUGUCCCAUGAGCCUAUGAAGACGCAAGGCUUUGCAGGUCCUUCAGUCUCUCCACAGCCAGUUUCCACCCUGUCACCCCCUCUAAUGCCACCCACAUUUUCAGAGAAGGUAGUCUGCCAUGAGUUUAACUAGUUAGAGUGGGGCUGGAGGGGCAUUUGGCAAACAUCCCAUGCCUUUCGAGAUUAUUCCAGAGACCCCUUUUCUUGUGUGAAUGAACGUAUUCUCGUUGCUUCAUGGUUCAAAGGUUUCUUUUAAGUGUGUCUUCUUAUGUACCCAGAGAAAGACAAGGGCCAUCCCAGUCCUUCUGACACCCAUCCAAAGUCCAGCUGAGCAGACAUGGCAGCCUGUGUCACAGGGAAGCUUCCUCUGUUCUGUCAGAGCACACCUGGGAAUUCUAGGGACUUGGGGCCUUCCGACUUACUCUUCUAUUUGGACCCCCAAGGAAGACCCUGAGGCCCACGGAGACUGUAAGGACUCCGGGUCCUCAAACACCCAAAUGUGGGUGAUAUCCUCUCUCAGUAUCUUGGGGAUGUUGAGUGAGAUGAUGAAAAGUGUAGCAAAGGCAGACGUAUUUCUACAAACUGAAGUGCCUGAGGGACGUUUGCUUGCCUUCAGACUGGCUUCUGGACCCCAGCAAGUGAAAGUUUCAUGGAGAUGAAGCCAAGUGACCCCCCCUCCACACCUAACUGCCUUUCAUCUGCACACAUCUGAAGACAUUUACAGGCUGGAAAACAGCCCCUGCCAGGCCUCAGAUGUCUGCCGUUGGCCUUGUGAUUGACACAGCACUGCUCCAAAAUGGUUCAAAUCCCGCCCCCCACACACACCUUUGUUCCUUGAUUAAUGCUGUUUAUUCCUCAGCUCUGUAAGUGAGGACUGGGCUGGCUCUGGGGGCCUUCUCUGGAUGCUCAGGACUCAAUGAACACUCCUCUCGAAGCUGUGUUCCCAGAAGUGGAGAGCUGUCCGCACUCAAUGAGGGAAACUCACCAGUGAGCAAUGGCGCCUGAGACCUACCCAGCCUCCAUUGAUAAUUUUGCCACUCUCCCGUUUCAUUUGAUGAAUGUGAGUGAAAUUUUCCACACACUAUUCCUCACAAAAUAAUGCACUUUUUUUCUUGUUCUUGGACAAAGAAACUCUGCAAAACGCUUUUCAGUCGCCUCCUCUCUUGACCAAGUCUUGCUUUCACUUUAACUGGAAAAAACAUACUGCCUCUGUUUACAGUUACACACAAGUACACAUACAUGCACACAUACAUGCAUACUUACACACUCUGUACACACACACAGAGGAACAUGUACCCACAUUCACACACACUGAACUUCAACAGAAAAUGAUAAAGUCACGAAUGUUUUCCUCAUUUCUGGCAUUUUGCUUUUGAGUCUGAUUUGGAAAUCAGGCUCUUUGUGGCCUCUGUGUUGCAGACCUGAAACAUUUCCUUCCACAGGAAGGGGAAGCAUUUGCACAGACUCUGGCCAGGGCUGUGGUCUGGGCCAUGAGGACUCCCCCAGGCCUCAGUCGGGCUGCAGAGGUAGUUCCCUGCUUUCCCGUCAGAACGGAGAUGCCAAAGGAGGCCCUGUCCCCUCUGGAAGGACCGGAGGCUUUGGAAUUCUGAUGUGAGUGUCAACUUGCUUGGUCUGUUGCACUGCUGUUAAGUGGCCGUGGAUGGGUGACUUUCCCUCCCUGACACCUGUCCCUCUUCUGUGCAGAAGAGAUCAUGUCAGAAUAGACCCAGAGAGCCUGGCAGGAGACUUGGCACCUGGAAGUGUCUUCACAAAUGUCUGUUGAGAAAAGGUAUGGUCUCGGCAUGCUGAGAGCAAGGGAUGCCAGGGAGCUCUGCUGCCGAGCCACUGAGACCUCAGCUCCACCUCCCCCGACACUCCCGCCUCUUAAAAGCCUUUCACAAUUGUUUAUUAAAUUUUCAUGGUGCAUGUAGUCCAGGCUCUGCUACUGCCUCAGUUGUCUUGGUAACUUUGUAAAAUGCAAUAAUAAACGGAAACUGAGUGUCGCUAA
Mesocricetus auratus (golden hamster) is the source of this 6248-nucleotide messenger RNA. RefSeq names its product tubulin tyrosine ligase like 11 (gene Ttll11). Gene Ontology annotation, cellular component: cilium. NCBI's taxonomy places the organism in Eukaryota, Metazoa, Chordata, Mammalia, Rodentia, Cricetidae. The transcript is spliced from 10 exons. Bases 66 to 2240 code for a protein of 724 amino acids. The record is from RefSeq and is a predicted model, not a curated record. Gene Ontology annotation, biological process: microtubule cytoskeleton organization; protein polyglutamylation. Gene Ontology annotation, molecular function: tubulin binding; tubulin-glutamic acid ligase activity.